Messenger RNA from Etheostoma cragini (Arkansas darter), 2632 nucleotides. It is a transcript of the gene armh3, whose product is annotated as armadillo like helical domain containing 3. The transcript is spliced from 26 exons. The record is from RefSeq and is a predicted model, not a curated record. Gene Ontology annotation, cellular component: cytosol. Bases 214 to 2304 code for a protein of 696 amino acids. Gene Ontology annotation, biological process: regulation of Golgi organization. Lineage: Eukaryota; Metazoa; Chordata; Actinopteri; Perciformes; Percidae.
AUGUAUUAAGAGAAAGCAGACGCAUCUCUCAAGCAGAAUGCGGUAUAUCUGUGGAAGGAGUAUAAGUGGGACGCUAGGACCCUGAAGACCAGUAGGAGGCUAUUGAUAGCAUUAUGCUAGCAGCUGCUAGUGUUAUCACAAGGAUUCAUGAACUACCUUUUACAUUAUAUUUUAAUACUUUAAUUGAGUGUGUCUCUUUCCUCUGACUUAGUCAUGUCUCAACUGGAGAAGAAGGCAGGGCUGCUGAGGAGGACGUCAUCCUCUAAGAAACCCUUGAAAGAGAAGGUGGUGCUGAUGUAUGAUGAGAUUUUCGCUGUGAGUACCACUAUGAAAAGUAAAGAAGAUCCAGCCAAAAACAACCCUCGCUUCUGGGAUGAGCUGUUUCUUAUGAAGGUAAAUCUAGAGUACCUGGAGUCAAAGUUGGAAAGUGUAGAUGGGGAGGAAGUUCAGCGGAUCCAGGACAACAUCAACUCUCUCUUCCACCACUGUGUUCAGGCUCUGGGAGAGGAGCACCAGAUCAAAGUAGUCAAUGCCUUGCAGACACUCUGUGCACUUUUCCGGGGGGUUCACCAGAAGAACAAGUCCACGUCUGGCUUUGACAUAAUCAACAUGCUCAUGGGCUUUGACAAGGCUGAGCAAAGGAUGAAGGACCUGAUGGAGAGACUGGACAGCCUUCUUUGUGGAGAUGGCUCAGAGAGUCUGAAGAGUCUUUGUCUUAAACUGCUGCUGUGUCUGGUUACGGUAACAGACAAUAUUAGUCAGAACACCAUACUGGAAUAUGUGAUGAUCAACAGCAUCUUUGAAGCCAUUCUACAGAUCCUGUCAGAUGUGUCCAGUAGAGGGCAGCAUGGUUAUGAUGCUGUGGUCCUUCUGGCCCUGCUGGUAAACUACAGGAAAUAUGAGUCUGUGAACCCAUACAUUGUGAAGCUCUCCAUUGUGGAUGAUGAGCCAACACUAGAUGGAAUGGGUAUGGUUGUCCACACAGCUCUGACAGAAUAUAACAGGCAAUACAAAGACAAAGAGGAGGAGCACCAGGGUGGGUUCUUCUCUACCCUCACUAGUAUGGUGGGCAGCAUGUUUAUAGCUGACGCUGAUGAGAAACUCUCUGUACAGACCAAUGAGGCGAUUCUGCUGGCACUCUAUGAGGCUGUGCACCUUAACCGCAACUUCAUCACUGUAUUAGCCCAAAGCCACCCUGAGAUGGACAUCCCAACCACACCCGCCACCCCUACUCCAACCACACCUACAACACCACUUGGCACUACGCCGCCCUCUUUAGACAUGAUGAACAAUCCUGAGCUGCCCCUGGAUCCCAACCUGCAGACCAGCAACCUUCUCAUCACCUUCCUCAAGUACGCCUCCAUUGUAAUGCAGGAUACUAAAGAUGAGCAUCGCCUCAACAGUGCCAGACUGUGCCUAAUCAUCCUCACCUGCAUAGCCGAGGACCAGUACGCUGAUGCCUUUCUUCAUGAUGACAAUAUGAACUUCAGAGUCAAUCUCCACAGAAUGCCCAUGAGGCAUAGAAAAAAAGCGGUGGACAAGAACAUCCCCUCACGGCCCCUGGUGUGUGCUGUUUUAGAUCUGAUGGUGGAGUUUACUGUCACUCAUAUGAUGAAGGAUUUCCCCAUGGAUUUAUACUUGCGCUGUGUGCAGAUCAUCCACAAACUACUGUGCUACCAAAAAAAGUGCAGAAUAAGGUUACACUAUACGUGGAGAGAGCUCUGGUCAGCUCUCAUCAACCUGCUCAAGUUCCUGCUGUCAAAUGAGACGACACUGCUGGCCAAGCACAACAUCUUUCAGCUGGCCUUACUGGUAGUAAACCUGUUCAACAUGUUCAUAACAUACGGUGACACGUUCCUGCCCACCUCCAACAGCUACGAUGAGCUGUACUAUGAAAUUGUACGAAUGCACCAGGUCUUUGACAACCUCUACUGUAUGGUUUUGAGAGUAUCAACCAACACGGGCCAGUGGAAGGAGGCAGCCAGCAAAGUCACGCAUGCCCUUAUCAAUGUUCGGGCCAUUGUCAACCAUUUUAACCCCAAGAUUGAGUCAUACGCUGCUGUGAACCACAUCUCCCAGCUGUCAGAAGAACAGGUGUUGGAGGUGGUUCGCUCCAACUAUGACACACUGACACUCAAACUGCAGGAUGGUUUGGACCAGUUUGAGAGAUACUCGGAGCAGCCCAAAGAGGCUGCCUUCUUUAAGGAGCUGGUGCGCUCCAUCAGUCUGAACGUGAGGAAGAAUGUCUCUCUGAACACACUGAGUCAGGACAUCCUGCUAAAGGAGUUUUCCACCAUCUCCUGAGACUCGCACACGCACACAUUCAUUGUCCCCCUCCCUUCAGAUGGACACACACAGUACAUUAGUGUGCAUUUGGACAUGUACACAUACUUUACUUACAAUACAAACGCCAACACCAAGUACAAUCCUUGAUUGUUCUUUCCACGAUACAUCUUGAUUCCUCAUCCUCUUGAACUGAACGAUGAGAUGCACCUGAGACAGACACACUGACUAAGCAAAGACCUGUAAACUCUCCGGACUUCCUCCCUUUGUGGUCGUUCAUACAUAUGUGUGUAAUAAUUCAAGGAAGUGCCCGUAUUGCACUGGUUCCUCGUGUGCAACCUGCAGUAUU